This is a messenger RNA of Geosmithia morbida, 1605 nucleotides long. RefSeq names its product Fungal specific transcription factor domain. The record is from RefSeq and is a predicted model, not a curated record. Lineage: Eukaryota; Fungi; Ascomycota; Sordariomycetes; Hypocreales; Bionectriaceae. The coding region runs from base 1 to 1605 and encodes 534 amino acids. The transcript is spliced from 5 exons.
AUGCGUCGACUGUCGUCGACUAGACUUCACCUGCUCACCUGUCGAGCUCGUUCGGGGAGCCGAGAGCAGCAGGCCGCCAGAGCGCAGGCGAGGCCCGCGUGCACGCAUCGACUGCCGUACGCACAAGACAAGAGCGAGUGCUCCGCUGAGCUUCCCGCGUGUGGUAGCUGCCAGAGGCCUGGCCAGGACUGUGCUUACCCAGAGCUUGUCAGGAGCCGUGGACUGUCUGCUAGGCGGCCCAGCAGACUACUGUCACAUGCGUCACCAGGCCGAAAGCCUCCCGCUGUCGCGAGCUCGUCAGAUCAGGGCGAUCCCUUGAACGCAUCGCUCCCGAUCCCCGCUACAGCCGACAGGACGCUCUCCGGGAACGCCGCAUCUUCACAGAGCCGAUCGUGGAAGAGCCCCGCGAGCCUGCAAAGUGACACGACACCGGCUGCUCCUACCCACAGGCUUCCCCUACCCCCCCGUGCCGAGGUGUCCGUCACCAAGAGAUGCCUCGACCAGACCCUUGGCGGGACCCUCCUCUUUAGUCGAUGCGUCGUCUCCGCUCUCAAGCUGCGCUACGCAAAGUACUACCCCGUCUUCACCUCGUCCGCUCUGCGUCUGCAAUAUGAGCGCACCGACCUGAGCUCCAUGGCUCAAGAGGUCCGCCGGAGGCUCAUGCGGUGCCUGGCCGAUGCUGACGGUCUCUCCUCCGUGGGACUGCCCGUGUGCGAAAUGUGCCCAUUCGAGGCCAUAUACCUGCGGCUCCCCUGCCAUGAAGAGGAAUUCAAUGCAGACUACGACUCCCCCGCCGGCCCCAGCACCACUGUACCGCUCGAUGCUGUGUCCGAAGGUGGCCUGACAUCUAUCCAGAUCCGCGAGCAGGUUAUCCGGCGCGACGCGGUGCGGCCUGAAGCGCCAGCUCAGCAUCGCAACCCAGCUUUUGCCUCAGCUUGGUACCAUUGUUGCCGAGUUCAACCGCACCCUGCCAAAUAUGCACCUGCCACAGCACAGCGCCCGGGAGCUCAAGAGGUAUGCCGAGUCAACGGUGGUUUGUCAGGCUCCCCCGAGGCUGCCCCCCGCGUCGUCACAUCGGGGUUUUCGUCGGCAUACAUGGAGGAAGCUGCCUGGCUGUGCCUCUACCAUGCCGCACGUCUCGUCAUGUUCCUGAGCCGCCGCUCCACCUCCACCUCCGGACCGUUCGAGUCUGGCGUGACCCCUGAAGCGGCGUCGGUCAUGGCGCUGCGAGCGAGAAACCUCAUAGAAAGGCGCUUCCCUAGCACGCGCUUCGUCGAUGAUAGCUACGAUGCUGCUGCUGGCAGCCCAGGCCGACGCUCGACUGAGCUUCCCGUCUCGACGCCCCAGCCAGCACCGGAACGGCAGCGUUCUACAUCCCCCGUCACUUGCGCAAUUGCUGGCGUGGCUCCUCAUGGGGACCACCAUGGGGACCACCAUGGACGUUACGCGAAGCUCUCCUCUUCUUGGCAGCAGCAGUAUAACCCCAGUACCCCCCAUUUUCACCCCAACGUGGAUCCUCUUGGUUUCGAGGCUGUCAACGGCUGGAUCGACGCAUACUACCUGUCCAAUGAUUUCUCGGCUGCCUCUGAUAGCGACUUCUUCUGA